This is a messenger RNA of Pyrus x bretschneideri (Chinese white pear), 1798 nucleotides long. Its product is annotated as casein kinase 1-like protein 3. Gene Ontology annotation, biological process: signal transduction; endocytosis; peptidyl-serine phosphorylation. Gene Ontology annotation, cellular component: nucleus; cytoplasm. The transcript has 15 exons. The record is from RefSeq and is a predicted model, not a curated record. Lineage: Eukaryota; Viridiplantae; Streptophyta; Magnoliopsida; Rosales; Rosaceae. Bases 184 to 1473 code for a protein of 429 amino acids. Gene Ontology annotation, molecular function: ATP binding; protein serine/threonine kinase activity.
ACCUAUCUGUCUCUUGUUGGUCGGGCCUUCGCCUCUGUGUGGCUUGAGUUUCUCAGUUCCAACGUAUAAAAAUCCAUUUUUCGAAUAUUGAAUUUUCGAUUUUUCUCGAUUUCUCGGGUUUUCGAAUCGGAUCCAAAAUCCGAAGUUCUAUGAGUUGACUGAUCCGAUCCGGGGGAAUCGGGCAUGGAGCGGGUCAUCGGCGGAAAGUACAAGCUCGGCCGCAAGAUCGGCAGCGGAUCGUUCGGCGAAAUCUUCCUAGCUACCCACACCGAUACGUUCGAGAUCGUCGCCGUUAAGAUUGAGAACAGUAAAACAAAGCAUCCGCAGCUGCUUUACGAGGCGAAAUUAUACAAAAUCCUUCAAGGAGGAAGCGGUAUUCCGAACAUAAAAUGGUCGGGAAUUAACGGCGAGGACAAUGUGCUGGUUCUCGAUUUGCUGGGACCGAGUCUUGAGGAUUUGUUUGUGUAUUGUGGGAGAAAGUUUUCACUCAAGACUGCCUUAAUGCUAGCCGAUCAAAUGAUUACGAGGAUAGAGUUUGCGCACUCGAAAGGUUUUCUACACAGAGACAUAAAACCUGAUAAUUUCCUCAUGGGUCUUGGUCGAAAAGCAAAUCAGGUUUACAUAAUUGAUUUUGGUCUUGCAAAAAGAUAUCGAGACGCGACAACAAAUCGUCACAUCCCAUACAGGGAGAAUAAGAACUUAACAGGAACUGCACGUUAUGCAAGCUGCAAUACUCAUCUUGGAAUUGAGCAAAGUCGGCGGGAUGAUUUGGAGUCUCUUGGAUAUGUUCUUUUGUAUUUUCUCAGAGGAAGCCUUCCGUGGCAGGGUUUAAAAGCUGACACAAAAAAGCAGAAAUAUGAUAAAAUUUGUGAGAAGAAGUUAUCAACCCCUAUUGAGGUUCUAUGCAAAUCUCACCCGGUGGAGUUCGCGUCGUAUUUCCAUUACUGCCAUUCACUGACAUUUGAUCAGCGACCUGAUUACGGAUUCUUGAAACGCCUAUUCCGUGAUUUGUUUUCUCGUGAAGGAUAUGAAUUUGAUUAUGUAUUUGAUUGGACCAUCAUAAAGUACCAGCAGUCACAAAAGACUGGUUCCCCGGUUCCUGGAGGAAGCAGCAGUCAUGCAAUGCCAGCACGUGUAGAUAGUCAUCAAGUGGCAAGUGGUGCUAGUGCUCCAUACCCAGCUGAGGCCACAGAUCGAAUUAGAUCAAGCAAUCCCACUGGUUCUGGUGUCCGCAUGCAAUUUAAAUCUCCAACAACAGGCAGGAAUUUAAGUUAUAGCAAUCCUCUUGAAAAGAGCAUUGCGAAUGAAGCAUACCCUCCUCCGUCUACUUCAUUUUCCGGCGCCUCAAGAAGGAACCCCACGAAACCUCAUAUGCCCACUGAAGCUACAAACACUGGCCAUAGACAUGGCAACAAAGUAGGUCCUUCGAGUAGCUGGAUUCAAUCACUCCAGCGCAUCUCUUCAGCCAAGUGACCUUUAUGCAACAGGUUUGUUCUGCAAGAUUCUAGCACAUCUUUGAAGUUGCCGAUGUACGGCGAUUAAAUUGUCAAAUAUGCAAUGUAUGUAUGCAGGAAGAUCUUGGGGACGCAUCUCCGGAAACAUUGAGUUAGUUCCUUGGUUUGUGCAAGUGUUUUUCCAUAUGGUGACUAAAAAUGUGUUGGUUACAAGAUACAGAAAACCCAAAGCUUGGAUUCUAUGUUGUACAUAGUUCUCGCUUACAAGUGUGAGAUUCAAACUUAAGACAUCUCACUUACAAGUGAAAAGAAAUAUGAUAUGAUCGUCGUACUUAAAUCUUCAA